AACAUUGAAAGUUUCUGUGAAAGUGUACCAUGGAUGUAUUAAGACAGCGUGGACUUGUUAACCAACGCUUUCCUGUAUCUAGUAUCUAAUAAUACCCGCUUCGACACACGAAAAUAAAUACACCCUCUUCCAAAAAAAGACGUAGACACAGAGGGGGGCGGAGUCUUCCAAGGCAGUAGGAGGAGAAGGAGGGGAGCAUAUGAGCCUAAGGAGCAGACAGACGCACAGGACUGUGGGGCUCUCCAGCUGAGUUUGUGAACAGCUUUUUGUGUCCCAUCAAAAACUGGACAGGCGGACGGGCUUGACAGACGAGUUGGAGAGAGAUCUUGAAGGGGAUCUUAAAGGCCAGUGUGUUGCCGGUAUCAUUGCUGGCAGAUCUACCAGACCUGCAGAUUUGGAUAAAGAGCUCCUAUCAGCUGUGGCUGACCAGUGACCCCGAUCUGCAGCCAGACCCCCCUUUUGGGUCACCGCUGAGCUAAUAGAUGUGGUCUGGUCGGGCCCGAUGUGGAAUUUGACCCCGGCUGACCCUGUCCCACAAGUAGUCUUUGACUGAGACUCAGCGGAAAGGAAGGAUAAAAGAGCAAGAGGGGCGACUGAGAAGAAAGGAGGAAGAAAAGGAGAAGUGAGAGCAGCAGCACAGCGACUGCUCGUCCAGUAUGCCGGUGGAGACCCUGCGGCCGUCAGACGGCCGUCUGGCCGGGGUUCCCUUCACCUCCGCCAUGCCCUUCAGGAUACUUCACAAGGGUCCAGACUACUUCCGUCGUCAGGCUGAGCCCGGGGCCCGUAAGCUGAGCGCCGUAGAACGCCUGGAGGCCGACAAGGCCAAGUACGUGAAGAGCCAGCAGGUGGCCCUCACCCGCCAGGCCCCCAUCAAACCACCAAUCAUCCGCAAGCCCCUCGUUCCUCCGGGGAUGAUGCUCCAGUGCCAGAUCAGCACUCCUCCGGCCCGCAAAGUUCCCCGCUGCCCAGCUGACGUGGAAAAUCGAGGGGGGAGAGACGGACCAGGAGGAAGAAGAGGACCUGCUCUUAACUUGGAUAUUCUGAAUAAUCUCAUCAAUGAUGUAUGCGACGGACCAGUGCCCUGUUCCCAGUCCUCUUCCUCCACCUCCCCCUCCUCCUCGUCUCCUUCGUCAGGAGCUAAGAGCAUCGGCAGCAGCCUGUCAGCCGAGCAAGAGAGGAGCAACCAACUCCUCAACAACCUCAAACCUUUGAAUCGCGGCACCAUCAACUCCUCGUCCACCUCCUCCUGCACGUCCUCUCCACUCAACAGCAACCUCCGGAUCCCCGCAUCAGAACCCAGCCGCCGCCCCCCCCGUUCCAGCGCGAGUACCCCGGUUAGGGGUUCCGGCGCCCUACAGCUCCCCGAACUCAGUGACCGUGCGCAGGGUGGACGUUCGGCCUCAGCUGACAUUCGGAAGCCCCAGAGGACCCUACUGCAGCCGCAGCUCAGGCCCAGACAGACUGCCCAGGGCCAAGUCCCACACCCCCUGGUCCCACCUCCACCACCCCCUGCACCCUCUCAGAACAAACCCCAACCCCACCCGCAGCUUAUGACCCCCACCCAAACCCUGCCCUCCCCUCCAGUCUACCUCCCGCCUAGUCCCAUGUUGGUCCGAGCCGGCAUGAUCCCGCCAGCCUCCCCCGCCUUCACCCGGAUAUCGAACGCCAGCUCCAAGGGCUCUGCCCGUAAGCACCCGUCCUUGCAUCGCUCCAAGUCGGACCUGAGCGACCGCUACUCGCGCGCCACGGCCGACCUGGAGCGCUUCUUCAACUACUGCGGGCUGGACCCGGGGGAGGUGGAGGGCAUGGGUGGAGUGGAGCGGUUCACAAGAGCCAACUCGGACAUUGUGUCGGUCUCCAAGCUCCGCAGCGUCAGCACGCCCAGCUCGGAGUGCGGGGACGAGGCCGCCCAGGCAAGGGAGGACGGGGGAGACGAGGACGCCGACGGCGGGCCCGCAAGAGCCAACGAACGGGUCCCCUACGGCAUCUCCGUCAUCGAGAGGAACGCGCGAGUCAUCAAGUGGCUGUACGGCAUCCGUCAGGCGCGAGACGCCAACAACGCUGUCUCUAACGUAUAGACUAACAAGGACUUCAAAGUCAAACAGGGAAGCAGUACUUUUUGUAUUGUAUACAUAUACGUCGGAAGACGGGAAAGACCAUCUGUUCAUCUUCUGCUGCCUUACAUCACAUUUAAGGAUUUAAGUAGUUUGCUUAUUUUCUAGUUCCUGUCAAGACUCUCACGUUUUGGAAGUUACACAUCAGUAAUUUGUUAUCUGGGCUGCAAGUCAGGACUGCUUCCCUGCAGGACGAAACGGACGAUACAUUUCCCUUUUCUUUCACUUGAUCUUGUAUGACAAUAUUGGUUUACGAAAGCAAUAAUAGACUGGUAUAAAUGAUGAUGUGAGCAUGAAGGCAGAGGAUUUUUGCAAUUGUGGUUGCUCGUGUAAAGGUACUUUGUUUGUGUGCGUGUGUGCGUGUCUGUGUGUACCAGAGAGCUCCGCAGCACAAAGCCACUGGAACUUGGCUGCAAACUGCUGGAGACUCUGAUGCUACACAGUUGAAGAGAACCACGAUGAUACUGUGAAACUUCACAAAAAAAAAGCUUCCAUAAACACAUUUGUAUUUUCAAAAAAUCUUUUGGCUGUAAGACUGUUAUUAUACAAUUUUCUGUCAGCAUGCGAGUGGAACAUUUGUACACAUUUUUAUUUUAGGGUUUGCCACGUCAACAAAGCACACACUCUGCUCAUACACAGAUUAUCACUUCAUGGCACAGACGUGCGUUCAGGUCAAUUCCAGUAAAUGUGGGAGCAGCUGCAGUUGGUGCUGUGUGUAUAUCUGACUGUAACAUUGUCUAGGUGUGUGAUUGCAUCUGAAAUAUGGUCUCAUGUCUUGGAUGAUGCUGCACUGGUGCAGUGAGCGAAAUCUGUUUACUAUGUAUGUCUUGGCAUGGAUGAGAGAGCAAGUCAUAUGAUGGUUGAAGUAAGUGCAGCAUGAAAAAGUUAUUUUACCUCCAGUAAGAAUGGAGAGAAAAUCUAAGAAUGGAUAAAAGGAAGACCGAAAAGAGCAUAUUCAUAGAAAAAAAAAAUAUAUCUAUGGUGGUUCUGAAAGUGACUCAGGAAAA
This is a messenger RNA of Perca flavescens (yellow perch), 3121 nucleotides long. Its product is annotated as protein FAM110A. NCBI's taxonomy places the organism in Eukaryota, Metazoa, Chordata, Actinopteri, Perciformes, Percidae. The record is from RefSeq and is a predicted model, not a curated record.